Messenger RNA from Anarrhichthys ocellatus (wolf-eel), 685 nucleotides. It is a transcript of the gene atp6v0e2, whose product is annotated as ATPase H+ transporting V0 subunit e2. Gene Ontology annotation, cellular component: proton-transporting V-type ATPase, V0 domain. The transcript is spliced from 4 exons. The coding region runs from base 114 to 359 and encodes 81 amino acids. Gene Ontology annotation, molecular function: proton-transporting ATPase activity, rotational mechanism. The record is from RefSeq and is a predicted model, not a curated record. Lineage: Eukaryota; Metazoa; Chordata; Actinopteri; Perciformes; Anarhichadidae. Gene Ontology annotation, biological process: proton transmembrane transport.
AGCGGAAGCGACGCGUUUGGCUCAACAGCCAUUGAUGCGCUUUAUUUCCAAGAGGACGCACCGGGGUUAAAUUGUGCUGUAUUUGCGGUGUUUUCUUUCUGCGGACCGCAGUCAUGGUUUCUCACUCGCUCGCGCUGCCGGUGAUCUGCUUCACCACGUUAUGGGCGCUCGUGGGCGUCGUGGCUCCGUUUCUUGUGCCCAAAGGACCCAACCGGGGUGUGAUUGUCACCAGUCUCAUCCUCACGGCGGUCUGCUGCUACUUGUUUUGGUUGGUAGCCAUCUUGGCCCAGGCCAACCCUCUGUUCGGCCCUCAGCUGAAGAACGAAACUAUAUGGUACCUGCGUUACUUCUGGGAGUAAACAAGGACCGUGUGAUGUGAUGCCUCUCAUCAUUCCUAUCCCGUGGUUUGCUGGAUUUUUAUUUGAACAUAACUCUUCACCAUCAAACAUUCACACACACACACACACACACACACACUCACAGACAAACACAAUCUGCAGACUUGAUGAACCAACUGAAGAGUUGCAGCCUUUGUAAAUAUUUACAAUGAUGUACUUGGAGUGAAGGAUUUAGAGUGUAUGUAGGACACAUGUUGUGGGUUUUAAAACAAGGAGAAUAAUUCAUUCCUGAUACAACGCACGCAGUUAACAACAGUGUUUUUUAUCACUUACUGAUUCUAAUGAUG